Messenger RNA from Trypanosoma rangeli, 597 nucleotides. RefSeq names its product cyclophilin type peptidyl-prolyl cis-trans isomerase. Gene Ontology annotation, molecular function: peptidyl-prolyl cis-trans isomerase activity. Gene Ontology annotation, biological process: protein peptidyl-prolyl isomerization. Gene Ontology annotation, cellular component: catalytic step 2 spliceosome. The coding region runs from base 1 to 597 and encodes 198 amino acids. The transcript has a single exon. Lineage: Eukaryota; Euglenozoa; Kinetoplastea; Trypanosomatida; Trypanosomatidae. The record is from RefSeq and is a predicted model, not a curated record.
AUGGGGCUAUAUAGCACCGAGUUUGAGGCCCGUGUUGUAGAGCUUCACACAAGCCAAGGCAUCAUAUCGGUGGAGCUGUACGACCGUGAGGCACCCGUGGUCGCGGAGUCGUUCGCGCGCCUCGCUGAGAGCGGCCAGCUGGACGGGGCGAGGUUUGCGAGGAUGGUGCCCGGUUUUGUUUUGGAGUGUGCAGUGAGCGUGGCGCGGGCGUACGGCGAGGUCGUGGAGGUGGGGCCGGAGAACGGCUUGCGCCACACGGGGGCUGGCAUCGUCAGCUGCCCCCGCUCUGCGGUGGGGGGCGUUGCCGGGGCGAGGUUCUUCGUGACGCUCGGGCCGCAGCCGGCGCUGGACAAGGCGUGCGUUGUUUUCGGCCGCGUGUACAGCGGGAUGCGCACAAUUGAGGAAAUAAGCGGUUUUCGUUUUGCAAGCGACACCUUUCGCCUGUAUUCCCCGGUGGAGGUGGUGCGCUGUGUGGUGCGCCUGCUGCCGAAGAAGCCUCGGCCAUCACAGCCGGGUGCCGGCUCCGUGGCCAGCGAGUCGCACGUGCGACAACGCCGUGAGCGGCGCACGGGUGCGUUGGAGGAACUGGGGCGCUGA